Molecule: messenger RNA, 996 nt
Organism: Hydra vulgaris (swiftwater hydra)
Lineage: Eukaryota; Metazoa; Cnidaria; Hydrozoa; Anthoathecata; Hydridae
Source: RefSeq, a predicted model, not a curated record
UAGUUAUACAGUCUCCAUAUAAAACUCGAUAAACUCAACAAGCAGUGAAACUGAUGUUAACAAAUAAUUUUUGUUCCUAGCGCGUUUUUUUAUUUCAAAACCAACGAUAAUCAAAUACAGUUGUCUUUUCAAAAUGAAAACAUUUUUACUGCUUAUUUGUUUUAUCGGUGCUGUCAGAAGUGGUACGAAUGAUUUUUGCCCUUGUUUGACUCAAGUAUGUUCAACAUUUGCAAGCAUUCCAUAUUAUCCAUUUUCACCAUCUUGGAGUUAUUUAUUUGAAGAAAAUCCUAAUAUGUAUAACUCUGGUGUUGAAGGAUCACUGGUUUUAAACCUUAAUAAUGCAAAAAUAAUGUUAAUGCCAGAGAGAAGAGGAUCAGUUUUAUUUUGUAAUGGUGUUCCUAAUUGUUUAACAAGUACUAAUUAUCCGUUGCCUGAUUCUGAUUGUGUAAGUGAUUUAACUAAAUGCACAAGUGGCGGUUUUACAUUUUCAUUGUGGGUGAAAAUAGGAGUAAAUGAAAAAUCAAGAUUGACAAAAAAUGCUGCUACCAACAUAACCACUUUUAUUAAUUUUCCAGGUCAAGGAAUGUCUAUAAAGUAUGAUCAUUACUUAGAAAGUUGGCUAGUUGUUGCAAGACAGGGAACAUUUUCUGGGGUUGUUCAAUUUUCUGGAAACAAUGCAGAAAGAUGGCAUCAUAUUGUCGGAAUAGCUUAUUCUAGUCUUUAUGUUUCUGCAUUUUUAGAUGGACAGUUUAUGGGAAACCAAUCAAUGGACACUGUUUCACAAACUGCUUGGUCUAAAGCAACUGCUACAUACUUUCAAGGUGGAGAAAAUCCUACCUAUGGGCGUUUCUGGAUUGAUGACUUUAAAAUGUGGGCAACACCAUUAACUGCUAGUCAAAUUCAACAAAACUAUAUUGAUGAAAGUACUGAUUAAGCCGAUUUAUUGAAAGAUGUUUACAUUUUGUUCCUUGACAAGGAAAAUCAAAAAGAAUAGAA